This is a messenger RNA of Ctenocephalides felis (cat flea), 978 nucleotides long. RefSeq names its product spondin-1-like. Gene Ontology annotation, cellular component: extracellular matrix. Bases 1 to 978 code for a protein of 325 amino acids. Gene Ontology annotation, biological process: cell adhesion. The transcript has 6 exons. Lineage: Eukaryota; Metazoa; Arthropoda; Insecta; Siphonaptera; Pulicidae. The record is from RefSeq and is a predicted model, not a curated record.
AUGUUCUUGAACUUAGGACAGAAGAAACCUUUUACAUUGGUAGAUAUUAAAAGCUAUGUGAGUUUGCAAGGUUCGCACUCGCUCCACGUCCCUCAUAAAUUCAGCGGCUUUCUUCUUGUCGCCGAGCAGGAAGGCCUGGUAGAGGAUGGCAUCGGAGGCGUCGGACUUCCUCCGCCAGGAGCAGCAGGAUCUUUUGCUCUAUACGGAGAUGCACUUACUAAAUUCAGUGAUCGAUGCCCGAAUGCAGUCACACAAACUAGUUCUAUGCCGAAGAGCGAGAUUCAGGUGAUGUGGACCGCACCCCCGGCUGGUUCGGGUUGUGUGGUAUUUCGGGCCACUGUUCUCGAAGUGCGUGAUGUGUGGUACAUGGACGAUGGUCCUCUUAGUAGAACUUUGUGCGAGGACUCGCAGGACUCGCUCGACUUGCAACCUAGUGUGGUCGAUCCUUGCGAGGCUUGCGAUGAAGCCAAAUAUGAGGUGACUUUUGAAGGGUUGUGGUCACGUCACACCCACCCUAAGGAUUUUCCCAGCAACGGAUGGCUGACGCGUUUUAGCGAUGUCAUCGGAGCAAGUCACACAGUGGAUUACAGGUUCUGGGAAUAUGGCCAACCGGCCAGCGAGGGAUUACGCCAGGUUGCAGAACAUGGUGCAACCAGGAUGUUGGAGAGCGAGCUUAAGGCCGAGAGCGAACACAUCCGUACAAUCAUCAAAGCCCGAGGCAUCAGUUACCCCAACGUAACCGGCAAGACCUUCGCCGUGUUCCGCGUCGACAAGCGGCAUCACCUGGUGUCGCUGGUCUCUAUGAUUUUCCCGUCUCCCGACUGGAUCGUCGGCGUCUCCGGGCUUGAGCUGUGCGCCCGCAACGGCUCCUGGAUAGAGUCGCGCGUGCUGAACCUCUACCCGUGGGACGCGGGCACGGACAGCGGACCCUCUUACAUAGUAAGUAGAAUUAGACAUGGAAACGGGACUCUGAAUUAA